This is a messenger RNA of Perognathus longimembris pacificus (Pacific pocket mouse), 998 nucleotides long. RefSeq names its product G protein-coupled receptor 3 (gene Gpr3). Bases 1 to 993 code for a protein of 330 amino acids. Gene Ontology annotation, molecular function: G protein-coupled receptor activity. NCBI's taxonomy places the organism in Eukaryota, Metazoa, Chordata, Mammalia, Rodentia, Heteromyidae. The record is from RefSeq and is a predicted model, not a curated record. Gene Ontology annotation, cellular component: membrane. Gene Ontology annotation, biological process: G protein-coupled receptor signaling pathway. The transcript has a single exon.
AUGAUGUGGGGUCCAGGCAGCUCGCUGGCCUGGCUCUCAGCUGGUCCAGGCACUGUGAAUGUGAGCACCGCAGACCCAGAAGAGGGGCCCACUGGCCCAGCUGCACUGCUGCCCUCACCCAGAGCCUGGGAUGUGGUGCUGUGCAUCUCAGGCACCCUGGUGUCCUGCGAGAAUGCACUGGUGGUGGCCAUCAUCGUGGGCACCCCUGCCUUCCGGGCCCCCAUGUUCCUGCUGGUGGGGAGCCUGGCUGUGGCAGAUCUGCUGGCAGGCCUGGGCCUGGUCCUGCACUUUGCUGCUGUCUUCUGCAUUGGCUCAAUGGAGAUGAGUCUGGUGCUGAUUGGUGUGCUGGCAAUGGCCUUUACUGCCAGCAUCGGCAGCCUGCUGGCCAUCACUGUGGAUCGCUACCUUUCUUUGUACAAUGCCCUCACUUACUACUCAGAGACAACCGUGACUCGGACCUAUGUGAUGCUGGUCCUGGUGUGGGGGAGCGCCCUGGGCCUGGGGCUGCUGCCUGUACUGGCCUGGAACUGCUUGGAUGGCCUGACCACGUGUGGUGUGGUAUAUCCACUCUCCAAGAACCAUCUGGUGGUCCUGGCUAUUGCCUUCUUCAUGGUGUUUGGCAUCAUGCUGCAGCUCUAUGCCCAGAUCUGUCGCAUUGUCUGCCGCCAUGCCCAGCAGAUUGCCCUCCAGCGGCACCUGCUGCCUGCCUCCCACUACGUGGCCACCCGCAAGGGUAUUGCCACACUGGCCGUGGUGCUUGGCGCCUUUGCUGCCUGCUGGUUGCCCUUCACCGUCUACUGCCUGCUGGGUGACGCCAACUCCCCAUACCUCUACACCUAUCUCACCCUGCUCCCUGCCACUUAUAACUCCAUGAUCAAUCCCAUCAUCUACGCCUUCCGCAACCAGGAUGUGCAGAAGGUGCUGUGGGCCGUUUGCUGCUGCUGUUCCUCUUCCAAGAUCCCCUUCCGGUCCCGUUCUCCCAGUGAUGUCUAGCUAUG